CGAUCAUCAAAUUACGGAGUUAUUCAGACUCGCCUUCACUUAGCCUACCCCUAUUCAUACUUCCAGCUUAUUACAAACUCAUAUUCAAUCCACGAUGAGAUUCAACUACUUCCUCUCGGCCUUCUUGGCUACGCUUACCAUCGCGAGCCCCAUCUCCGCCGGCGUUGAUGUUGCCGAGGGUGCUAACUUGGUCACCCGUGGAGAGACGGUAGUGGAGACACCGGAGUACAAAGCGGCUAUCAUACGUCUCCCUGAAGCGGUACAGAAUGGGUUCUACUACUUCAUUCAAAAGGAUAUGCUCGGUGCAAAGAUCCUGGAUGGGGAUGCAGAGACCCUCAGCGAGCUAGAGCAGCAGCAGAAGAUCCUUGGGUUCGAGCACAUCGGAGUCGUAGUAGGACAGAUCAAGUUUACCAAGGUGGAAAACAAAAAAACGGGUGACAGUACGGUCACCAAGGACUUUGUGGCAACCUACUAUCACAUGACCAAGAACGUUCGUGGUGAGGCUCUUGUACAUGCGCCGAAUUGGAAAGCAGGUCUAGUAGACUUCACCAAGUCGAGUCUGCAGUUUGGAGGAGACACCAAGGCAAGGGGGCUGGAAAAGGCUAGGACCGCCCACAAGGAAUACCUCCUGGAUCCAGCCCAUAAGAUGUACAACAUCCAGAAAAACAACUGCAACACAUACGCUCAAACUAUUCUCUAUGCGUUUAGAUGAAGACAUGGUUCAAUGUUGCAGCAUGAAGUUGUACAGUGAAUCCUAGGGUUGAUGGUUAUCGCGUUGAGAAAAUUUUUUUGAACUUUCUUUUCUGUCUUGUAGAGGCUUCAAGCUAGGUCGCAGGUUAUGAAGUGGUUAGCAGUUGGAUACUAGGUACUAGAUAGAUUGGCGAUAUCGCCGUACAUUCUUUUCUCUUCGUGUAAAUACUCGCCCUUUUAUAUAAGUGGCUACUAUCAUUCUUUUACAAAAUAUCAUUAUAUUCUCAAUUAGUA
This is a messenger RNA of Annulohypoxylon maeteangense, 984 nucleotides long. RefSeq lists its product as uncharacterized. The transcript has a single exon. Bases 95 to 712 code for a protein of 205 amino acids. NCBI's taxonomy places the organism in Eukaryota, Fungi, Ascomycota, Sordariomycetes, Xylariales, Hypoxylaceae. The record is from RefSeq and is a predicted model, not a curated record.